Trachemys scripta elegans is the source of this 2255-nucleotide messenger RNA. RefSeq names its product mesenchyme homeobox 1 (gene MEOX1). Gene Ontology annotation, molecular function: RNA polymerase II cis-regulatory region sequence-specific DNA binding; DNA-binding transcription factor activity, RNA polymerase II-specific. Gene Ontology annotation, cellular component: nucleus. The transcript is spliced from 3 exons. The record is from RefSeq and is a predicted model, not a curated record. Bases 249 to 995 code for a protein of 248 amino acids. Gene Ontology annotation, biological process: positive regulation of transcription by RNA polymerase II. NCBI's taxonomy places the organism in Eukaryota, Metazoa, Chordata, Testudines, Emydidae.
CCCAAUUGCUGCAUAGAUCUGGUUGGGGUUUUCCAGCUGGGACUAUGCGGAAGUUUAGUCAAGCUUCCAAACUAACAAAUUUGCAAUAGAACAAAAUCCACAAACCAUUUUUUAGGGGAGGCGGCGGGGGAGAUCCAAUUCUGUUUUUCCAUACAAGUUUGGAGCUAUUUUUUCCCCUCUUUCAUAUCCUUGAAGCCUGAGCCAAAUCCAGUUACAAAUCUCGGCGCACGGACAGCAUAGAGCCAGCAAUGGAUCCCUCCGUGAGUAGCUGUAUGCGAAGUCCCCGUCCCACUACCCCACUCUGGGGGUGCCUGCGGAAUGCCCAUGCGGAGCUCAGCACAGCAGCAGGAGCGCAUCAUUACCCACAAGCACCAUUCUCAUUCCAUCAAAAACCAGACUUUGCUGCAUAUUCCGAUUUCUCAGCCUCUUGUUUGGCCACUGCCCCCCACAGCUUCCCCCGAGAGGAACGCAUGUUCGCAGAGCAGCACCCUUCUUUCCAGCAUUCUGACUGGCACUUUGCAGCAUCCGAGGCCAGAAGGCGGCUAAAUCCAGGACUGGCCUUGGGUUCUGGGGAACUAGAAAGCAGCAGCCCAAACCUAGUGGCUGCUGCAGGGGGCAUGAAUGAAGAUUAUGGGGUACCAGGAAACACUACAAAUGAAACUGAGAAAAAGUCAUCCAAAAGGAAAAAGGAAACCUCAGAAAACCAGGAUUCCAGUAGGAAGCCAGAAGCCAGCAGCAAAGCACGGAAGGAGAGGACAGCGUUCACCAAGGAGCAGCUGCGGGAAUUAGAAGCUGAAUUUGCUCACCAUAAUUACUUGACAAGGCUCAGGAGAUAUGAGAUAGCUGUGAAUCUGGACCUCACCGAGAGACAGGUUAAAGUGUGGUUUCAAAACCGAAGGAUGAAGUGGAAACGUGUGAAGGGCGGGCAGCCAGUGUCCCCUCACGAGCAUGACACUGAAGAUAUGGACUCUGCUGCCUCCCUGAGCUCUGAAUAGCUCCUCGCCAGUAGUAACGUACUGACGAAUGCAGGAAGGGUUGUCAGUCAGAGAACUGACGCCACACAGUUUAGCAGCAGCUGUAUCAUUAACAGGUGCCCCUCCCUGCUCAAAUCAUCUCAUCCUCCUGUGUGUGACUGUGGAAGUGGUGUGCCUUAACAUGCCUUCGGGACUGUAAAGGGCACACAGGAAAAUCCAGAGGAGGGUCUGACUGAACUCUUGGCAGUGCCAGUAUUUCUUCAAAAUAAUAACUAAACCCAUUGACUAUGAAACAAAUAAAGCUGACUAGAGCUGGAUUUCUAAGAACCAAUAGUGGUCUUCAAGUCCUCAAAAGACACAGUUUAGAGGCACCAGUUUAGGGUUCAGUGGGGCAGUAAUGUAGCUCCCCAACAUAUAACCUUAUCCAGCAUCUCUCUUUGGUCACUGCUAUUUGCCAAACCAUAAAGGACUUGAGCAUUCCACAGAAGUGCUUUCUUCGUGCAUCACUCCACGAGUAAUGAACACUCUGGUAUCCACUGAUGUUUCUUGUGUCAUCCAAACUGAAAAUAUAAAUGGUUAUAAGCAAGUCUGGGGGGCAGUGGGAAUGUCAAACAAAAGUGUGGCCCCAAAUGCUAUAUAGGCCUCCAGCCAUCAGUUUUGGAAGGGAUCAUUCCCACAAGGACAAGGGCUCCAAUUAGAGCUGAGAUGGCAGGCACCUUUCUGAUACGCCUGUGUGAAUGAGAUACUGGAGGUUUGUUUAAUUAAUCUUAGUGUAGCUGCUGAAAUCAGAACAUUAAAUCUCACAGGGAAUAUUUUCAUAACCACCGCCACCAAGUAUCAAAUCAAGUGUAAUGAGGUCAUGAAUCAUCACUGUUCUGCCCUGGACACUGAAAUAUAGCUGAUUAUAUCUUCUGAAAGAACGCUGCUCCUUUCUGUUGUGUUUGUCACACUUCUUUCUGGAAUGCCUCUGGGUAUUACCUGCAGUUUCCUUUGUUACAACUCAGGACUAUCUGGGUGAGCAGAAAACAGUGUCCUGUGAAAUGAUUAGUUGAAUUUAUCAGUCUUAAGUUCUCGUUUCUUUUUUACUUGGGAUCAGAACGUUCUUCCUGUCGGCAUGCAGGUAUGUAUAUGUGAAUUAUGUAUGAAUAUACGUGUCCAUAAUGUUCUAUGGAUAAAUAUUUACUAUACAUGCACUCAGGGUCGGAUUAACUCUUCUGUGGGCCCAAGGCUAUUAGAUUUUGUGGGGCCCCUGUAUACAAGUCUUUUUCCUAAUUUAAAACA